GCACGUGUCUGCCGCCAGCCGGCUCGGCUCGCGAGUGAGUGACAGUGAGUGCAGCAUGCCCGUGCGCGCUGUGGCCCUGCUGGCCGCCGCGGCCCUGGCCCUCGCCGGCGCGCCCCCCGACCCUUGCUACGAGGACGAGCGCCCCCGCCGCUGCAUCCCUGACUUCGUCAACGCGGCCUUCGGUGCCCCCGUGGCAGCCUCCUCCACCUGCGGCCGACGCGGGCCCGAGAGCCUGUGCGACCCGCCCGGCGACCAGCCACCCGACAGCGCUUGCCGCGUUUGUGACGCCGCGCGUUCCGACCGUCGGCAUCCGCCCGCGCACCUUACCGACCUCAACAACCCGCACGAUGUCACCUGCUGGCGCUCUGCCGCGCUCCCGCCCGCCGCCUACGAUUCCCCGCCCGACAACGUCUCUCUCACGCUAUCCCUCGGCAAGAAGUACGAGCUCACCUAUGUCAGCCUUCAGUUCUGCCCGAGGGCCGCCCGCCCUGACUCUGUCGCUAUCUAUAAGAGCGCCGACUACGGCGUUACCUGGCAGCCCUUCCAGUUCUAUUCGAGCCAGUGCCGACGCGUGUAUGGCCGGCCAAACAAGGCGACCGUCACGGCCGCCAACGAACAGGAGGCGCGCUGUUCCGACUCACACAGGCUGACCGGCGAGGGCUCCGGUGGCGCGCGGCUAGCCUUCAGCACGCUCGAGGGUCGCCCAAGCGCCGCCAACUUCGACAUAUCGCCCGUGCUGCAAGACUGGGUGACCGCCACCGAUGUAAGGGUGGUCUUCAACCGGCUGCACAUGGUGAGCGAAGGCGAGGAGCCUGACGGCAAGCGGCAGGCGGCGCCGGGCACUCAGCACUACGCCGUCUCGGACUUCGCGGUGGGCGGGCGCUGCAAGUGCAACGGGCACGCGUCCCGCUGCGUGCCGGCGCGCGCGGAAGAUGGCACAGGGCUCAGUGCGGGUGCGGGGGCGCAGCAACUGGCCUGCGACUGCAAGCACAACACUGCCGGCCGCGACUGCGAACGCUGCAAGCCCUUCCACUUCGACCGGCCCUGGGGCCGCGCCACCGCGCGUGAUGCCAACGAAUGCAAAGAGUGCAACUGCAACGGGCACGCACGUCGCUGCCGCUUCAACAUGGAGCUGUACAAGCUGUCGGGACGCGCGAGCGGUGGCGUGUGCCUCAAAUGUCGACACUACACCGCGGGUCGUCACUGCCAUUACUGUCGCGAGGGCUACUACCGGGAUCCCGCCAAACCAAUCACACACAAGAAGGCCUGCAAACCGUGUGACUGUCACCCGGUGGGUGCAAGCGGCAAGACGUGCAACCAGACGAGCGGGCAGUGCCCCUGCAAGGAUGGAGUCACCGGCACCACUUGCAACCGCUGCGCAAAGGGCUACCAGCAAUCACGUAGCCACAUCGCGCCCUGCAUACGUAUACCACGCGUGGUGACCGCGGUGCAGGCGAUGGAGGCGGUAGACGCGGAGCCGGGGCGCGCAACGGAGCAGUGCGGCCGGUGCCGCGCCGGCGCACGCACACUAAAUCUCAACAAGUACUGCAGCCGAGACUACGUCAUAAUGGGUCGGGUGGUGGGUCGCGAGCCAGCGGGCGGGACGGGCGCGGCGUGGGCGCGGCUGUCACUGGCCGUGCAAGCGGUGUACAAGCGCGCGCCGCGCAGCCGCCUUCGCCGCGGCGCCGCCGCCCUCUACGUGCGCGCCGCAGACCUCGCCUGCAACUGUCCCAAGAUCAAGAUUAACAAGUCCUACCUAAUCCUAGGAGUGGAAAAAGAGGGAGCAUCAUCUGGCAUGCCCGGCCUCACGGUCGGAGAGAGAACCCUCCUGCUGGAGUGGCGCGACGAUUGGCACAGACGCAUCCGCCGGCUGCAGCGGCGCGCCAUCAACUGCCAUUAGCUGACAGCUGUCGCCGGCUGUCAUUCGCUCGCCACCAUCUUGGAAUGCAACAGUGGCGCCGCGAGAACAAUCUAUUUGCAAAAGGAACCUAUCGAACGAUAUCUUAUUUGAAUGCAUAUUCCGUCUAUAUUCCGUGCAAAAUGUGAAUUGAUAAGUAGUAUCCAAUGUUACUGCCAUACGCUAACUUAAAUAGAUUUUUCAUUACUAAAUCCAGUUAAAUGUUAACCUAGUCGAGUAUAAAAAUAACUUUAGUGUGUAUUGAAUGGUCGAAGAAAAGCUAAUCGAUAUGUAUUUAUUAAUUGAAACGAAAUUAAACUUUAUAAUUAAAAAACUUCAAAAAGGAACAACAUGGGAAAUGACGUUGACAGCCAAUGUAAUACGAAUAUAGAUUAAAAAAUCUAAAUAAAUUAAAUCGAACUCGGAUUGUUUUCUUCGGAUGUUUUUCUUAAUUAUAUGCCAAAAAUUACAGAACUCGUGACUUAAUUAAUUUUUCCUUCCUAGGAUUUUGUUAGUGUUUAUAUACGAUUGUCAACAUGGUCAUAAUCUAUUUAAAAUUUUACGUUAAUUAUAUUUAAACAACAAUAAAUACGGGCUUUGUUGACGAACGUAUAUUAUGAAUAUUAUUUAUUAACCUAUCAAUAUUGAACUAGAAUAACUAAGUUUUGUUCCAUUUGAAGCAUUUUGUAUAAUUGUUAGAUUAUUAAAAACGCGUAUUAAUAAUAUUAUAAGUACAACCGGCUUCAUUAUGCAUCAAAACAUUUGUCAAAAACAUAUACUGAAAAAACACACCACAUAGAAAUUGCUGUAGCAUUCUUCGUUUCUAUAAAUUAAUUAAACCAUAGAGAUGGUAGUAAUAACCGUCCAGAAGAUAAAAGUGAAAGGGUCAAAUAUUCGAACUUAUUGAAGUUUUUUCUUCCCCUCAUAGGCUUUUAUUUAAUUUUUUAUUAUUUCGCAUUGACGGAGUCGUAGACGACAUCUAGUACAAAGUAAAGUUCACACUAGUUUCAACAUUAUAAGCCAACUCCCAAAGAUAAUUUGGAUCUUCGUAAUGUGCUGAUCAUGGUACGGUUCUUACGAUACCCACGAGACGAGUUUGAACGAUUACUUACUCAAAACGACACAAGAGACAUUUUCACACUUAUUAGUUCUUACAUUUUAUUUUAUUUCUUCGUAACAAUUUGAUGAUUAUAUACAUUGGUGAUAGUUUACGAUAUGUUUACAUAGCUUUAUAGUAUUUCUUAUUUCUUUUUUAUAGUAAACAUAGAAAAUAAUACACAAACUCAAAAAGUUUCUUUACCUUUGAGUGGCGCUAGUGUGCUGUCAAAUUAAGAUAAUGUUACCACAUCUAAUUUUUAUUUUGACAAAUGUUUUGACAAGUCCACGAUUGUACAUAAUAGAGAAUAGGUCAUUUUUCAAAAAAUCUAAUAUCCAACGCCGCGAAUAUUUAGUCAGAGUGGUUCAACGUACCUCAUUUAAAUAUAAUACUUAUUCUGUAAGUUUUACAGAUUUAUUUAUAAACUAGUUGAUAGACUCUUGUACUUUUAAGUUGAAAUUUUGAUACAAGUUGGUCAUUUCGGUCAAAUAUUUAUCUUGCCAAAGCUCUUUUAUUAUACUUGUUUGUAUAGAGCGCCUUUUUAUAGAGUCUACUGUCAGAAAUAGUAAAGAUUUAUAGUACGUAACCAUUUGAACAAUACCAUUACUGGAAUGGAGGUGUGUACAGUAUUAUUAGCAUUAAUAAGUUCAAAUAUUUAGUAAAUUUCGUUUUAAAUGUGCAUCCGAAGCAAUUUGAAAGUUGCCAGAAGUAAAUUGUCAUGUCAUUUAUGUUAAAUGUUCUUAUAAUGAAUCACUUUAUGGUAUAAAAUUUUGUUCAAGACGUUACAAAAUAGAGACCUGCACUUAAGCAAUCAUUUACAAUUGAGCUGUCAAAAUUAUUUAUGCGAUCUCAUAGGUGACCGUUAGUUGGACAAUAGCACAAAUCAUACUGACGUGCGUCCGAACAAUUUACAAUAAUCUAUUGAGUCUAUUUGCAACCAUAGACGAACUAGUGGAACAAAAAUUGUUGAUGGUUAUGUUUGACAUUUAAUAAUAAUGUCAGCCAUAAUACUUUAGUUAAAGUUUAAUCAAUAUCUUUCACAAUAAAUCUAGAUUUUUUUUGCUUGAAAUAUUCUAUGGUUAAUUUUUUGUAUUAAAACUUCUCGUGCACUAAUUCAAAAUGGCGGAUACAUUUGAUGUACAUUUUAAACGAAAUUAAACAAACAUGUAGUUAACAUACUAAAAAGAACGACUUAAAAAUUUCGCUUGAAUGUACAACGGAUUGUAAAAAGUAUAUUUAGUUGUAGAUUGGAAUAUUAAUCUGUUUCUAGUUAUGCAUAUCUCUAGAUUUCGUAAUCUUUGACAGAAAUGUGUUUUGGCGCGCUUUUUUUUUACGCUCUCUAGUGUUUCGUUACAUAAACGGUGCGCUAAAAUAUAUUUCUAAAAUUAUUAUAAUAGAAUAAUCUCUGAACUUAAACAUAAAAUAUA
Messenger RNA from Papilio xuthus (Asian swallowtail), 4420 nucleotides. RefSeq names its product Netrin-A (gene NetA). Gene Ontology annotation, biological process: tissue development; dendrite development; motor neuron axon guidance. The transcript is spliced from 7 exons. Gene Ontology annotation, molecular function: protein binding. Bases 56 to 1900 code for a protein of 614 amino acids. The record is from RefSeq and is a predicted model, not a curated record. NCBI's taxonomy places the organism in Eukaryota, Metazoa, Arthropoda, Insecta, Lepidoptera, Papilionidae. Gene Ontology annotation, cellular component: basement membrane.